Messenger RNA from Bemisia tabaci, 3936 nucleotides. RefSeq names its product ectoderm-neural cortex protein 1. The record is from RefSeq and is a predicted model, not a curated record. NCBI's taxonomy places the organism in Eukaryota, Metazoa, Arthropoda, Insecta, Hemiptera, Aleyrodidae. Gene Ontology annotation, molecular function: protein binding.
ACUCUAACCCCCAUUCCAUCCAAAUUGAAUAGCUAGUGGUUGCAAAUGUAGCCUCUGAAAAUUGUGUCCGUUGUUUGUCGUUCUUUUGAAUAUGUAGUUUGAGUAUGAAAUUAUUUUCUUAAAAUCCGGUCUCUUAAAUCCUCACAUUUUCAGCUUGAAGUUAAGUUAAUCGAAACGCCCGGUGUUAUAAUCAUGGAUAGGGAAGUACUGGAGGGCUCUGUGAAUUUGAAAGUCGGGGAGUACAUCUUUGAGUGUGACCGAAAAGAGUUAGCUUCAAAUAGUCCUUAUUUUCAUGCUAUGUUCAGUGGGAAUUUUGCUGAAAAGUCACAAUCCGAAAUUCAACUCAAUGACAUUGAUUUCACUUGUUUGGCAACCAUCUUACUUGCUAGCAAAGGAGAAGGAAUUGAUUGGUCUGUCAGCGAAGAUGACUUGAUAUCAACAUUGGCUACAGCACAUAUGCUUCAGUUUGAUGCGGUGGAGGAGCAGAUAAUUCAUUACAUAACUCACAGCUGGCUGAGUGUAGAAAACUGUCUGAAAGUGAUGCAGAUAACGGAUAAGUUGAGUCUCACAAAACUGCACAGAAAAGCCAAACUUCUCGCUGUAAACAAUGUGAAUUUGGUCAUUAAGAGUCGUUCAUUUUUAGAGCAACCUUUGAAAGAAGUCCUUGAGUAUUUAAGUGAGGAAAGUUUGAAUAUUGACAACGAAAAAAUCAUUUGCGAAGGAGUCAUAAAUUGGAUCAGUGCUGAUUACAAUGCCAGAUUUGUUUAUGUCAAAGAUCUGCUGACAGUCAUCAGGUUCAGUCAAUUAUCAUCUAAAAUAAUAUACGAAUACCUUUUGAUGUCAAUCCUGAAAAAGAUCCCAUACGCUAAGUCUCUGCUUCAGUGUAUAGCCUUCAAGCUCUCCCCAAAUUGCGAUCAAGCGGUUUGGACACAGAACUUCGGUGAGAACUUUCGGAAAGCAGCAAUUGAACAUCUUUCUCUACCGAGCAGGAAAGGCUCACUAGUCCCAUGUAUUGUUGGAGGAAUUCUUAACAAAAACCAAUGUGCUGAUGUCAAGAUGAAACCGUUUGAUGAAAAAUCGCUUCUGUAUGACAAUUUCCUCUUUUACUGGAUCGAAGAUGGUGCCAGGCCAGUUAUUCCGUUAAAUUCUGUGAUGCCGUCCAAUUUAGAGGGAGCUCGAAUCGUCCGCAAAGAUAUGCAUCUUUACCUUGUCGGAGGAGAGUAUAAGAUUGGAAGUGGUAUCUGGAAUAAUGAAAUCAGAAGCUACAAUAUAGGCUCGGAGACUUGGAAAAAAGUUACAGUACUGCCAAAACCCAGGAGACAUCAAGGAACUUGUAUCAUUGAUGAUGAACUUUUCAUUAUCGGAGGCAUGAGUAAAUACCGGGUUCAAGUAGAUCUUGUCGACAUAUAUAAUCUGCAAACAGAUAUGUGGAGUCAGUGCCCAGCAUUGCCUUCUAACUGUAAUUCUUCGGUCCCAUGGUGCGUGCACAAGAAGAAUAUUUUCCUUUUUUGUGCUGACUAUACGGUUCAUUGCCUUCCACCACCUCGCGCUGUCUGGGUUUCACUGAAGAAGAAAAUGAACUUUUUAACCACUGCUGCCGUGUCAGAUGGCCGUUUCAUUUAUCUUAUCGGUUCCAUUCCAUCACGAGAGAAACUCUUCAUGUAUCGACUGGAUCCAGAUUCGCCAGAUGAAGACAUCAUUUGUGUAGGACAGCUGACCAGCCGAGGAUGCACGAGCGCCUGCGUCGUCAGCAACGUCAUUUAUUGUUUCACCAAGAGCGAGACAACGGUAAAUCAAAGCCCGGCGAGCAAUGAAUUGGGUGGUGACUACCUGUUUAUGGAAACCUACAACAUAAUAACCAGUAGGUUCACGAAUCCCCACACGAUUAAAUUGGACAAGCUCACAUUUUUCCCGUCUGUUGGCUGCUUCAGUAUACCUCAUAUUUCGUGAUGUGUAUGUGCACUCAACUAAGCCAGGUCAGUUGAAAGAUAUUGAUUCAUUCAAGUCGCAGAAUUUAAGUCAAAUCAAUUGCAAACUGAUUUUUCACUUCUCAAUGGUUAAAUUACAGGACCAUGUAUCUCAGUGUGCAGUAUUUCCGAUACACCGCCGUAUCUUAGUUUUUUAACUCAUCCCUUUAUGCUCCUUCCUUGCUAAAAUCAGUAACUCUGUAUACCUUUGGUUCUUGAGCUUAUCUAAUGAUCCUAAAAUUGGAAAUACCUAGCAACCUUAACUCUUUCACUCAACUUAUAUGAACUGUAUCUUAAAAGGAAUAUGUCUGUUUUCAACAUCGCUACAUCUGUCUGUUUUCUGCAUAGCUAGUAUUCUUAUGUUGCGUAAUAACUUGUUCAUAUACUUAAUUUUUUUAUGCCUCAUUUACUUCAUAGAAUAACCAAGAGCAGCUGUUAAAAAUCCUCUACAUUGUCUAUUAAAAACUGUCAAAAACAAGGAACGGUAAAAUCAGUCAAAAUUAUGGAAAGAAUGAAGGUGAAGAAUAUAGGCACAAUGAAAUCAAAUCAUUGGGCAUGGAGGAAAAUAACUGUUAGAACAUCGGUCAGGUCUUAGUCUUAAUUUUUUUUUUUUUUUCACUUUAAUGUCUGUAAGUACAUUAUGUCUUCUGGCAUAAAAUGCCCUAUCCUGGAAAAUGCUGCCUAAAAAUGUAAAAGUAAUUUUUUAAAGAUAUAAAAUACGACUGGAAAUUUUGAAGUACUGCGAUUGGCACAUGUGGUCCUGUUCUUUCACCGAUGACCUGUAUCAUAACUUUAUUUAUAAUUUUGGAACUAUUGCUGCUAUUUUUUUUAGUGAUUUUUGGGAGUCCCCCGUUUUUGUAUCCUUUUUUUGUUUUAUUUCUGGAAAAUUGGACUUGUAAUUAAGAUUUUUAGCAAAUUUUUAUAGACUUUUUAGGGAAUUGUGUUUUUUUGCAAUUUUGUGGCUUGGUGAUGCUUUUCGUCAAAUGUGAUCACUGCCUAAAUUUCAUUAUUAAAUACUAGUCAUUAUUAUCCCACAGUCAACAAUUUGCUAGAGCCUGAUGCUUGAGGAUUUAAUUCCUCCAGAAGAAUCCAAUGUUGCCAGCAUGUUUAAUCAUGCUCUUAAUUGCUCAUUUUGUUGUCUCCCGAAAGAACAGACCCUGUUUGCACUGUCUCAACAUUUCUUGGAACAUUUUAUUUUUGCAUGAGAGAACCAUCGCAAGAAUUAAUCUAAAACCUCAGAAUCUGUUCCGUGAAAGGUAAAGAAAAAUUACUACAAAACAUUUCAGAAAAAUUCAUGUAAAGAUUUUUGUACAAACAAAUGAUCUAUCAGUUAAAAAUACUGAAAAAGCGUACCGGAGAUACGCUCCUUUGUGUGGGAGACAACAAUCUACUUGUGAGUUAAUCAUGUAUAUUGUUUUGUGAGAAUGCUUCUGGAGGAAAGAAAUCUCAACUUAAAGUUCUAAAAAAUUCCUGCAUCGAGAUUUUCAUUAUUUCCUCCGGCAGGAAAAAGAUCCACUUGAUUUAAAUCUGCUGCCCACAGCAGACUUAAGUCUCCUAGAUAAUUUUUUUUUAUUUUAGGUAUAAGAUUAACUUAUAUGCAAGGGGGGUAUCAAAACUUCUUUGACAGGAAAAUAUCUAUUCAAUUUAUUGCUCAAGGCCUCAUUUUAAUUUGUUUAAAUGUAUGUGAUUGGCUCAGUGGAAAAGACCAUAUCUUUCAUCAAAAACUUUCUCCUGAACAAGCUCUCGAGAAAGUGUUUGAAAUCAGCAAAAUUUAAUCGUGGCUAGAUCUGAGAGAAGGUACGUUAGCGCUUAGGAGGAAAUUUUUCUCAACUUCUGGCAAACUCUAAUGACUUUUUUAUACCUUGAUAGAAUUUGUGUCCCGGACUAACCUUCAACUUUCGAGAUUUUAGGAUCAAACAUGCGCCAAAAUUUCCAGAUUUUUUCCUUCCUUGCAUUUGUAAAAAGUUAA